Ostreobium quekettii is the source of this 1989-nucleotide messenger RNA. The record is from the annotation of a GenBank genome assembly. Lineage: Eukaryota; Viridiplantae; Chlorophyta; Ulvophyceae; Bryopsidales; Ostreobiaceae.
AUGUCGGAGGAGCAGGGAACGGCGGCAGAGGGCGUCGCGGCGGGGGCCGACCCUCCCCCGGUCGACGACACGAAGCAAGCGGCACAGGCGGACAAGGAGGGGCCAGAGGAGGAGAAGAAGGCGGGUGGACCGCCUGGCGGGGCGGAAAGGAGAGCCGCGAAGGCCGCAGCGCCGGAAGGGCGAUUGAAACCACCCACGAAGCACGAAUAUUCGGAUGCGCGUCAGCGGGCCGCAGGGGGAAGGGAAACCCCCGUCGGAAGGGGCCCAUCACAGGGGGCAGGCGGUCGGGCCCAAGGAUCAAAGCUGCCGGGCGCUUCCCGCGACGUCGCCCCGCCACCCACGCCGGCCCAGAAGGCAAAGUCGGCUGAUGAGAGGGCGGGGGUGAGCGCUGGCAAUGGCGUCGACAAGGCUGAGAAACCUAAGGGGCAGGAGAAGCCCGUCGAGAAGCCCAUCGAGGGCGACAAGUCGCCGGCGAACCCGUUGCAGCCCCAGAAGGGGAUGGCGGGGGGCCUGGCGGCCGGUGGGAAGGCGGAGGCGGACGCGAAGCGAGAAGCGCCUGCCGACGUGCGGGAGCAGCCCGCGAGUUCUGGCCACACGCGGGUUCCCGGCGCGGCGCCGCCGGCGGCCCGGUCUAACGAACGGCCGGCGGACGCUCCUAGAGAACCGGGCACUUUAUCGCUGAGGGAAGAAGUGCCUGGACGUACAGUGGACAGGACCGACGAUACAGCUGCGGACGUCCCCAAAGCGGCGGUCGCGCCCCAGAAAGCAGCGGAGUUGGCCGAGGCCGCGGCGAGGGAUUCUCCGAUCGGCGAGACGGCCGCACCACCGGCAGAGGGCGAAUCCGCGGACUCGAUUGACAGCGGCGCCGCGCGGAAAGAGGAGCCCGUCGGGGGCAUGAGUCAGCGGCGGGACGUGAGCGCGGCGCCCACGGCGUCGGCCCCCGCCAUGCAGCCGCGGGGGAUCGCCUCCUUUCCGGUGGCCAUCCAGCAGACGGAGGAUCAAGGCGCCGCCCCCGCGGAGGGGCGGCCCGAGGCCGGGAUGGGCGGAGACGUCAAGGUCGGGGGCGAGGAGGCGGAGCCGGCGGCCAGGGCGCCGUCCGUCCCAGCGGUGGCACAGGACGGCAAGGGAUCGAGCGCGGGAGGGGAUGGGCCCAAGGUCGAGGUGCGAGGGGGCGCAGCGGGCUCUGCCAAUGGGGCGCCCACGGACGCGGCAGCCAAAGGGGGCCCGAAGGAGCGGCGUGAGGGAGGGGCUGCUCCCGUGGGCGCCCCCACCGGGUUUCAGGAGGUGGGCGCGGGAGAAGCUGAUCCGCACAGCGACAGCGUGGAGGUGGUGGAGGAGGUGGUGCUCAUUCCCACCUUCGGAUCGGGCAUGACGAGGGAUGAGGUGGAGGAGCUGAACGAGGAGUUCAUCGAGCUGCUGACGGAGCUGGGGAUAGAUGCCCACAAGUAUUUCGCGAGGGGCUUGGACGAAUUUAACUCCCCUGCAGACUUCUAUGAAGAACUCAGUCGCAGGCUUGACGAAGAUGAUGAAGAAGUGGACAUUACGGAGACCUUGGCCACGAGACUCGGGGAUGACCACCCUCUGGUUGUGGAGCUGCAGCGGCAGGAGGCCCUUGAAGAUGUGCGCAAGAUGGAUGUGCAUCUGAAGGAGAGCCUGGGUGCAGGCAAAUCAAAAAAAAUAUUUGUAAAGAGUGCGGAUGAGUUUCGUACACCCCUGGAGUACUACAUAUUCCUUCAAGAGCGUACCAAGAAGCAGGGGCUGAGCUUAGUGCCACUGAUGGAGGACUUGCUUGGAACAGAACACCCAUUGCCCAGGGCGCUCGCUGGGGAUAUGCCCAAAACGGCGAUAAAAUGGCAGUCCUGGAAGAAAUCUAAAACGCUAAAGAUCCGAGAGGCAUCAUUGGUGAAGCCCGCAAAGGCAGAAGAACCCGUGGAGACAGAACAUUUUGGAUGCAUGGAUUGCAUUGUCUACUGGUUUGGCUUGAAGUGA